UCGGUACGCAGUGAUAACCCAGGGGAUGCGGCAGAGUAUGAGCCUGCAGCCGGGCACAGCCUGUCACAGCGCUGCUCGCCAUGGAGGGACCACACCGCAGCUGCCUCCUCCUCCUCCUCUGCCUGCUCCCACCACCGGGCAUUCCAGACCCACCACCACGUCUGGAGGAACCUCGGGAGCCGCUGAUGCCACCGUCCAGCACCGCUGACCCCGCCGCCCACCUGCUGCGCGGCCACCCCUCGGCCCCGGUGCGACCCUACAGCCUGUCGCUGUCCCCCGAGGAUUAUCGCUACGCCCCCAAGCCCCGGCACCUGCGCCCCGGGCGGCUGCGCCGGCUCCUGGGCUCGGCCUUCGACCCCUUCUGGAUGGCGACCGAGGAGCCCCGCAGUCGCAACGGGAGCAUCUUCGAGGAGAACCUGGAGUCCAUGAGCAGGGACCUGGCCGAGGGUGCCGGGCGAUAUCACCGCAAGCUGUGGCGAGAGGUGGAGGGGCUGGAGCUGCCCCCCGCCCCAGAGCUGCCCCCAGAGCUAGCGGGGGCCCUGGCCCGCCGCCUGCGGCAGUGGCUGGUGGAACGGGCCACCUGCCGCCUCACCUCCGCCUGGGUCGACCUAGGACCCGUCUUCUGGCCCCGCUGGGUGCGCCACACCACUUGCGAGACCGGCCCCCCCGGCUGCUCCUGGCCCCCCGGCAUGAGCUGCCGGCCCGCACAGCUCACCCGCAUCAAGCUGCUGGCCUGGCACUGCUGGACCCCGCAGCAGCCCGGGCCCCCAAGCUGCACCUGGCGGCAGAUCCCCUACCCCGUUGUGGCCGCCUGCAAGUGCUCCUGCCGCUGAGGGGGCUGCGGGGGCUACGGAGGUACCCCCGGUGCCUGUUCUUGCAGCCAAAAGGCCUGAAAAGGCAAACGGCUGCCUGGACUCACCCUUGGA
Messenger RNA from Vidua chalybeata, 926 nucleotides. Its product is annotated as noggin-like. The record is from RefSeq and is a predicted model, not a curated record. The coding region runs from base 81 to 833 and encodes 250 amino acids. The transcript has a single exon. Gene Ontology annotation, biological process: negative regulation of BMP signaling pathway; negative regulation of cell differentiation; dorsal/ventral pattern formation. NCBI's taxonomy places the organism in Eukaryota, Metazoa, Chordata, Aves, Passeriformes, Viduidae.